CAGUCGGAGCCAGCUAGCUGUAUGCGAUGAUGCACUUGCACUUUCCUCUGCAUUGAUUCAUAAUAUGCACCGUUGCCGUGCAGUUAGUCUCGAGAGCGUCGCUCGCACCUUCGCCUGCGAAUCCUGACCAGUGUCAAUAAUUGUGCGUUUGAAGUUUAAACGAGUUCGAGUGCCGUGGGAGAAAAAACGUACCGCGUGCGAUGAACCGCCCAAAAGGUAACCAAUGUUGAGAUGGCAGCGUCUUUCAACGCUGGAUUCCACGGGGACAGCGCCGACCUCAACAACUGCACUCUGUGCAUCGACAAGUUCCCGUCGAUGCCAAGCAACGGCCACCAUCAGAUGCCGCUGGGCGCCAACAGCCACCACCAACUGGCCCUGCCGAGGUUCAACAACAACAAUGCCUUCUACGGCAACGGCACCCCGAGCGGAUUGUCCGUCGGCCUCGGCAGCAUCAGCCCAGAAAACAGCGACGGCGGGGGCGGCGGGUUGCUGGCAGACCUGCUGCAGACCCUGGGCAGCACCACCAUCACCUCCUCGCCCAGCCCACCGAUUAUCAGCGACCUUUGCAGCAGCAGCGGCAGAGCAACGUGCGGGUGCGACGAUGGAAUCAUAGGUCUUUUCCGGUGCAGGGACUGCAAUGAGGUUUUGUGUGAGAAUUGCGUUCAGGCGCACCAGAGGGUUCGAGUCACCAAGGACCACUAUAUCAUGCGCAUCUCCUCGCAAGGCUCACUGCCUAGCCCUGGGGAUUCUCCAGACAGUCUCAGCAGCUUGACGCAUUCGCCGCCGCCAAAUGGAUCAGUGACUAUUGCGCCACAGUCGCUAGUUGCAAACCACUCCAACAUCUUGCUGGCCCAAAAGACUGAAGAGGCUCUGGACCUUGUGAACUCCACAGCAGCGGCUGUCGAGCGACGUGCUGCUGCCAUCUCCUCUGAAAUUCGCACCAUGUUUUGCAGACUCGCCGCCGCGUUGGCCGAACGGGAGCAGAAAGUACUGAUGCGAGUUGAAAGAGUGAGCCAGGCCAAGCUCAACGCACUAAAGCAACAGGCCGAAUCUCUAAGACUGCAUCUUCGCGUUCUUACCACUUCCUCCCCACCGACCCCGAACUCAACCUCCCCGUCGACCUCGCCGCCAGCCAUACCCAGGUCACCACCGCAGUUUUUGCCCUGCGAGGAUGACACGAUGCUGUUCACCGCUCCAGAAGUGCAGACGUUGUUUGCCUCGAUCAACAAGCUGGGCAGCGUGACGAGUUCCGGCUGUGCAGACCUCACUGUCGCUUCCGGAGAAGGUCUGAAAAGGGGUGUCCGUGGCAGGUCAGCCGCCUUCACCGUUAGGGUGGCAGAUCACUUGGGCGAACCAAGAACCACGGGACGUGAUAUGAUUAGUGCCAUUGUAACUGAUCAGUCUGCCAGGAUGACACAUGGAGAUGUCCAAGAUCGAGGUGAUGGCAGCUAUUUAGUCAGCUACCUGCCACGGCGUGAGGGCAUCCACGAGGUUUCCGUCACCCUUCGGGGUCGGCCAAUACGCCACAGUCCAUUUCAUCCGAUGGUACGAACUGGCCGUGAUUAUGUGAACGUCGGCAUGCCCUACUGCGUCUUUGGCCAGGAGGGCGAAAGUGAAGGUGAUUUAUGCAGGCCCUGGGGCGUGGCUUGUGAUAAAGAGGGACGGAUUGUCGUUGCUGAUCGCUCCAACAACAGAGUACAAGUAUUUGAGGCUGAUGGAACCUUCCGACACAAGUUUGGCUCACAGGGAUGCAGUCCUGGUCAGUUUGACCGACCUGCUGGAGUUUCAGUAGACACUCUCGGGCGAAUCGUUGUAGCAGAUAAGGAUAACCACCGCAUUCAGAUAUUCACCUUCGAAGGUGUUUUUCUGCUCAAGUUUGGUGAAAAGGGAUCCAAACCAGGCCAGUUCAACUAUCCUUGGGAUGUUGCUACAGAUUCGGAAUCUCGGAUUGUUGUCUCUGAUACGAGGAACCACCGAGUUCAACUUUUUGACCACAGUGGAAACUUUUUGUGCAAAUACGGUUUCGAGAACUGCGCCGGCAUGUGGAAACACUUUGACUCCCCACGAGGUGUGUGCUGGGCGCCGGACAAUCGUGUCAUAGUCACCGACUUCAACAACCACAGACUUGUCGUCAUAGAGCCGGACUUUUCGACAGCAAGAUUUCUCGGGGGCGAGGGAUCGCAGGCAAAGCAGUUCCUCAGGCCCCAGGGGGUUGCGGUUGACGAUGAGGGCCAUAUCAUUGUUGCCGAUUCCCGCAACCACCGUGUACAGAUUUUCGAGCCAAACGGAGGUUUCGUGUGGAAGUUUGGUACUUCGGGCACAGAGCCAGGAGAACUCGACCGCCCCAGUGGUAUUUGCCUGACUCCGAACGGUAAAAUUGUUGUUGUCGACUUUGGCAACAACAGAAUUCAGAUAUUCUAACUUUGUAGCACACAAUCGUACAGUGUACUCUGUGGUGAGGUUUUUUAUUCGUCUACACAAGUAGAAUGCUCACAACUGGCUUGCGUGAGCUUGAAUAGUUAGGUUUAUUCAAUAUCACUAUACCUGAAGAAAAACAUAAUGAACGUCAAAUAUGCAAUUCAACAAUAUUAUAACGUAACUUUAUCUUAAUUUUUAUGCAACAAGUAUAGCAAGGGCAAGAUUUAAUAUUGUUAUAGAAUGGAGAUGGAGGUAUUUAAGAUAUUUUUGGUUGGCAAGUGCAAAGAUGCUGGUGAACCUGUGUUAGGGUAAUAAGUGAAAUUAUUUUUACUAUAUUCAGAAUUAUUGGCUGAUUUCUAUUGAGAGAAGACGUUUUAUCAAGUUAAUUUAUGACGCGAGCUUGCAAGUUGGUUGAUUCAACCACCCCGUUUUGAAAAACAACUUAUCUGUUACCAUUUAUAAUUAAAUUGCGAAAUUGCAGCUAAUAAUUAUUUACGCUCGAAAAAGGCAAUUCUACUUGAGGAAUUGUGAUUUGGUAGAUCAAAUACCAAUCAAAUUGUUUUUAUGACUUUUUGUUGAAUUUUAUCUACUUUUUAUUUUUGAAAAGACAACUUUGCAAGUUGCACCGAGUCAAAAUCAUAUAAUUGUUUUGCACUUCCCGAACUACUUGAAGUAAAAAUACGAAGCGUGCAAGUCAUUGAAAUGUGUUGUUGAAAACUUUUGACAUAAACUGAGAGCUAGCGGAAGAAAAUGGACGUUGACCUUUUUUAAAUUUUUCAACAAAUUUUGUAAGAGCAAUAUGUGUACCAUUAUUUUAACGCAAUAGAUGACUAGACGUGAUUGAUUUAUACGACUUGGUAGGCUAGUAACUUUUAAUGCAAGUUUUUAUUAACAUAGACUCAUUACAAUGGAUUAUCAUCCAGAAAGCUUAGUGUACUUUUGCAAAUAAUAUAAUAGCAUUCUUUACGUCACAUAGCAUACUUCACUCUUCUCUACGCAUUAUUUCCGUGUUUAGCUCUCAGUUAUUAAUUUUUUGGUUCAAUCAAAUUGGAUUUUAAAAAUAUACCACCAAAGCUCAGGUCUUAAAAAUUUGUUGAUUUUCUUUUCGAUGAUUCACUAGAGGACACGUUUAAAAUGUUUUGCUUUCUAUAUGUGUAAAUUGUAAAUAACAGCUUUGACUUUUGACUUUUUAUGAAUGGGCUGACGUGUUAUGACAUAAUAAUAUAUUUAUUACUUUCCUUCAUUGUAUUUAGCCCUGUGCGAGAAACGUAAGCAUUGGCGCAACAUUGAUUGAUAUAGUUAAAAACUGAAACAAAACUACUUUUAUACCUUUUCACUUGAGUGUCGCAGUUCCAUACGCAUGAAAUAGUCAAACUACAAGAUUCCUGCUACCAUUUUUUCAAUAGAGUUUAACGGAAAAAGGGCCCAUGGCUCUCACCAGACACAUUAGUAAAGAAAACCAACGUACAAAUUUUCUGCAGACAUCGGAAAAUAUAAAAUAUCGGUGCUCAUACAAAACGGUCAAGUUGUUAAAAAAAAAUACGCAAACCGCGAUAUGAAAGAUGAUACUAAAUCAUCAAAAUUCGUUUCUAAUUCACUCUGUAAUUAGCAGCAGCUUCUAAAAAGUGACAAAUAUAAGAUAAACUGGUUAUAAUUUUUUAUGCUUUAAUAUUGGAGACAAAUUUUUAGCUCCUAGAAGGAUUGGCAUUUUACACACACAAAAAUUAGGCUUCAAAAGACUUAAUUUUCUGCAACACUAAGCAAGCAACACAGUCUUAAUUUUUUACCGGCUGUAGUGGGAGUCUGGUAGUUUCCUCUGUUCUUUGUAAAAUGAAUUUCUACGCAAGAGCGAAAUGUUUUGGCAAAUCAUUUCAAUAGAUCGCGUACGAUUCAUGAUCAUCGCUUUUUCAACUGAUGCAAGUCAGAGAAAUGUGUGAAUGAAUAAGAUUCUCAUUUAAUUGAUCGCAGCCCACGUACAUUUUUGCAGAUAAAUGUGUUAGCAAUAAAUAACUUGACUAAUUGCGCAUCUUUGUGAAUGCGAUUGCGAGAGAGACUGAAUCAAUCGUUUGACUCUUCGUGGAUUUGGAAAUUAAAAACCUACUUCUUACUAAAUAUGGAUAAGAAAAAUAAUUUUACUCUACACUCGUAUCUUAUGUUUCGUACAGAUUUGAUUUUUAUUCAUUCCUUCUCGUAAUGAAGAACGUUUUGUUUGUAAAUAAUUAAGUUAGGUGCUGACGAUGCGAUGGGACUAAACGGAUUAGAUUCUUUCCACGAGGAAAAUCAAUAAUUGGGCAUCUCUUAAGUAAAUUGAUAUUGAAAGGCAGUUAAAAUAAGAUUACCGCCGAUUCCAUCGCAUUUGUCGCAAUGUUUAUAUUUAACAGUUAAAUAACGCUAAGCGCUUUUUAAGGAUAUGUCUUGGUUUGUUAAGAAUUUUGAAAACGUACACUCUUAGACCGACACACACACAACUGAUUGAAAACGUUAAUCAGUGAAAAAAUUAAAUUAUUGAAUUUUUACCUGUACAACGAUGAUUGCUAUGAGCACUAAAAGAAGCAAAAAAUGGUGAAUUAAAAAGCGGGUUGAGGGCUAGUAAAGAUAUCUUUAUUAUAUUAGCAGUAUCCCCCAGCGGACAUCAUUGUUGUCUUUUGUUGAAAACAAACUGACAAGAAAUAUUGGCAAUAUUUAUACAAAAUGAGAAGAGUUCUUAUAUUUUUCCUACCAAUUCUUCCACACAGUAUUUAAUCCGAAAUUACGCGAAAAAUGUGAAACACACUUAAAAAAACACACACACCGCCUGUUGUAUAUUUAAUGAGAAAAUUAUAAACAAUUAUUUUUCUAAAAUCCAGAUGGGCCAUUGUAGAAACCUUAUUUUUUUGUUAUCUUUUGAAGAAAUUUUUAAUGAAAACACAUUUUAUGUUCCUAAUUUGGUAACCUAAAGGGUUUAAAAAUUAUUGAGGAAUACAUAAUAUAGGAUAUAAAACUUUCUCGUAGAAACGAGGCAAAUGCUCACAGCAAACGUUAAUACUAUAAAGAAAACGCACGUAUGUAUAGUAGAGGACGCUAAUAAUUAUUUUAUUGGGUCAGAUUCAAGUUCCUUUCAUUAAUAUAUAAUUAUAUUAAGAAUAAAUAAUACGGCGAGCGAGGGUAUGAUUGUGUUAUCGGUGAUGCGUGACUUAAACGAUACGAAUUAAUUCUUUGGUUGAAGUGCGUAAUUAUUUGUAAAUAUAUAAUAUGAAGCGGAAUUUUCCCCAUUCUGAAUAAUUAGGCGCCUGCAAAAAAAAAUGCGAUGAUCGGCAAUUUUUGUUGUCGUUAUAAUUUCAUUCUUGAUUCUCAGGGAGCACGAUUUUCAAAAAAAUGUCAGUGCUCAAAAAAAAACGGCGAUGAUUUAUUAAAAAAAAGUCUAAUAAGUGACGAGGAUAAUUAUAGUUAUAUAUGAAUGUGUUGUAGCGUGACUGCGUUUCUCUAAAAAAGAAGAAAAACACUAUAGACCAGGAUACGCUUUCUGUAAAAAAAAAAUGAAUUUAACUUUUUUGAAACGAGUUUUCUUUAAUGCCUUUGAUUGGCUCUAAAAUGUGUUUGUAAUUUUAAAAACGCAAAAUAAGCAAGCUCUUGAAAACUUUAAUCUUGUGCUUUACAUCUUCGUGAAAACGGUUUAAGAGAAAGAAAGCAUGAUGACUCUCACAAAGAAGUGUAAUCGCUCUAGAAAAUCGAUGUAUGCAUGUAUAUCACCAGCAAUAUUAUCAUGUUUACAAGUAAUUAUUACUGGAUGUCAAAAACAAACCACACAUAUUUGAAUGCUCAUCUUUUAGAGCACGAAAAAUAACCUCGAAAAAACUGCCAGUUCCCCUGAUUCACGACGGUACACCAUUAAAACAAGCUUAAAAAUUGAUUGUGGUUUCUAAUAGCUUCGCAGACACAACAGCUUCAAAUAAAUAUAUAUAUUAGGGCGCCGAUUGAAUAAUAUUAUUAAUAUGUAAAACGACUAAAAAAUUCUGCAAACAGAAACAUUAGGGAUUAUAUGUUUGAUAUAAAAUGCAUUUUAAACUGAGUCACUAGCAGUUUUAAAAAAGGUCUUCUUGCGCGCACUCCUUCUUAAUAUAUCAUCUCCUGACGAAAGAAAAUAAUGCAGCCCACAAUUCUCGAAAUAAAACUCGCUGUACAUAUAUAUGGAAGAAGAUUGGAAAAUAUAAAUAUUAUUUUGCAGUACAAACAUGAAUCAUAAGAACAAACGGAGAAAUAUUUACCAACUAUUUGCCAAAUUUUCCAAAUACGGAGCUUAAACUUUUAUCUGUGCGUUUCGUUGACAUGCCCUCUCGCCCCACAUAGAUUAUAGCGGUGCAUGAUAUUUUAUUAUAUUAUAAUUACACCCUCCUCGAAAUUACCGUUUAUUGUAAAUAAUAGUAAAACUGAACAAAUUAUUAAUAAAAGGCGCAAAAAAGAUUUCAGAGCGUUCCAAACCGACUUUGAUUCAAAGAAAGAAUUCGGAGUCGGUUUGGUGCUCAAAAUGUUUACCCAUUUCGCUAGAUAGAAUCGGCGCAAACAAAUUAAGUACGUAAAAAGUGAAAUUCGAAUACCUCUUCCUAGUGCUAAAUAUAUACAUACAUUCAUAAUUACACACACUCAUUAACACUCUCGCAAAAUAGGCUACCUGAUUGAGACAAAAAUUGACAGUACCAAAACUAUAAUACGGCUUAAAAGCGACCAUACUCUAUAGUACCAUCUAAAGACAAGUCUAAUUUUAUGUGCGCUUUUUGUAAUAUGGACAAAUUUCUCAAAGCUUCCUCAAAUAUUUUAGUAAUUUUUUCUACCAUAAUCACACGCAAACACUUUUCUUCUUUCGAAUGACUGUUCCUUUUAUUUUAUCGCAAAUGAGACGGUGGUUGGCAAAAAUCCCUUUUCGCGGACAGAGAUUGAGCAACAUUUCUGAACUCACUUAGCUGAGCAAAGUGACUCUCAGAUGUAACGUCUUUCACAAAAUUUGUGGUUGUUGAUGAUUUUUAAAUUGAUUUUAUUUUCAACUUUGACUGCGGAGGAAUUUCAAAAAAUCCCUUUUACCCUUGGAGCAGUUUUAAUUUGAUUUUAUACCACGCACUGUAUGGAAAUUUUACUCACCUUGCUCUGACUGCUUGAAAAGUGGACUUUUGCAAGUGCAGGCGCGAACGAUGCUGAACUUGUAUAAAUACCUAGUCCAUAAGUACACGCAUCAAAAUUUACAAGAAGAAAUUUUUGUGACUUUUACUUCCAGUAAAAACAGUGAAUGAUCGGUUGUAUUCUCGUAUUUUAGUCUGAUAAUUUUUUGUGUCAUAACAAAAUACGGUAUUAAGGUAUUGAAAAAGAAAAAUCAAACGCUGUCGCUUCAGCAAAAUUAUUGCACUACUGUAUAAUUAUAAUGAAAUUUGGUAUGAUUCAUGAUCUAGUUAUUGUUCAUACUUAAAAAGCUCAAAGCUGCUUUCAUUGACAAAUUGGUACUAAAGUAUAAGCGAAGUAUAAAUAUAUAUAGAUAUGAUAUACGUGCGAUUUGUAUGUGUACAUUAUUUUGUUACGAUUGAUUGUAUUGAAAGGCUCAUUUCCAUAAAUAAGUGAAACACAAACACUCACACACUCUCUCACGCAACACAUAAAUACACAAUUUACGAGACGCUAAUUAACUUCUACGUUAGUGUGUCCUUUCAGCUCUGAUUGAUGCGCUCGCUCGUUCUAAUGUAAUUGUCAUCUCUAUCGAUUUGCACUUUGUAGGAGUUUAAGCGUAAAAUAGAUAGAGGUAUGUUCAACUGUAAUUAAGGUACUUUGAAUGUAACUAGAUAAUGUACCUAGAGGAUAAUGAUUGUAACGAGUCUGCUAUCAUCCACUCAGAUUAUAUGAAUGUAAAUAAUAGAGAAGCAAGAUUAAUUUAAUAUCUGAAAAACUACUUGAUUAGCACUCGCAGGCACAGAAACGAGUUUGUGACAAUUAGCUAAUUAUAUUCUGCUGAUAAAGAGUGUUUAUCGGUUUUGAUGUCAUCGCGGAAAGAAUAUAUAAAAAAAAAAAACUGCGAAUUUGUCAGUUGAGCAUGGACUUUACUCAACGAUGUAAUAUUGAAAGGGUUUUCCAAUGAAAUAAAAUCAUUCUAACUG
Messenger RNA from Neocloeon triangulifer, 8531 nucleotides. Its product is annotated as E3 ubiquitin-protein ligase TRIM71-like. The record is from RefSeq and is a predicted model, not a curated record. Lineage: Eukaryota; Metazoa; Arthropoda; Insecta; Ephemeroptera; Baetidae. The transcript has 11 exons. Gene Ontology annotation, molecular function: ubiquitin protein ligase activity; zinc ion binding; protein binding. Gene Ontology annotation, biological process: proteasome-mediated ubiquitin-dependent protein catabolic process; protein polyubiquitination. Bases 232 to 2421 code for a protein of 729 amino acids.